AUGAAGAUCCUCACAAAAGAACAAGAACAAGCUCACUACCGCGAGACCCUCAAGGGCGGUCUCGUCGGUGGUCUCAGCGGUCUGGCGCUGGGCGCAACGGGCGUGGUGUUCGCCCACCGCCGCUACCAAUUCUUUCGCAACCUGACAAUCCCUCUGAAGGCGUUCCUGAUGACGAGCGCCGGCACCUUCGGCGGCAUUGUCACUGCAGACCACUAUUCCCGCGCCUUCGAGGCCGACAGUAAUCCGAUUCAGAGGGAAUAUAAAGAGAUGGAGACCGAGAAGGCCGAGGCUGAGCGAGCAAGCAAGACAUUUACCGAGCGUGCCCUAGAAUUUGGCCGGAAAGAGCGAUACAAGAUUGUGUUCGGGUCGUGGGCGGGCUCUAUGGUGGCUGCUUUCGCCCUGGUCAACCGCAACAAAUACAUGACGGGCCAGCAGAAGAUCGUCCAAGCCAGAGUGUAUGCCCAAUUUCUGACCCUGGGCGUCCUCGUCCUCACUGCCGCCUUCGAGAUCGCCGACUCACGCAACUCAGAAGGCCACUACGAGACCGUUCGCUACGUUGACCCCAACGACCCGGAGCAUAAGCGCAUCCUGGAGAAACAGGUGCAGCGUGAGGUCUCGAGUCAAGGCACCGGUGGUGGAAACGAUGACCUGUGGAAGGAGAUGGUCGCCGCGGAGGAGGAACGCAUGAAAGAACGCGAGGCUCGUCACAAGGAGCAUUUGCAACACCACCACAAGAAGCAGAAUGGAAAUGGAGAUGGAAAGAAGAAGGCUGAGAAGCAGGAAUUGCAGGAAUCUCAGGAGGGGAAAUAA
Capronia coronata CBS 617.96 is the source of this 810-nucleotide messenger RNA. RefSeq lists its product as uncharacterized. Gene Ontology annotation, cellular component: mitochondrial inner membrane. The transcript has a single exon. Gene Ontology annotation, biological process: mitochondrial respiratory chain complex IV assembly. The coding region runs from base 1 to 810 and encodes 269 amino acids. The record is from RefSeq and is a predicted model, not a curated record. NCBI's taxonomy places the organism in Eukaryota, Fungi, Ascomycota, Eurotiomycetes, Chaetothyriales, Herpotrichiellaceae.